AUGAUCCACAAUUUCAUAUUCUACCGCUGGCACCAACAGCUACCAGUGCGCAGUAUUACCGACAGCAGCCUGGCGGAUAUCGCUAUCAACAAACGCGUUCGUCAAUCUUCCACUAUCUGCAGUAUGAAAGCACAGAACGCGUUGGACCCCGACACGAACCGUUCUGCUCAUACAAAGGAGGAAUUCCAGCCGUGGUGGGAGAUCGACCUCGCCAAUUACGUCGAAGUUCAUUCUGUCAAUGUUUAUGUUCGAGACGAGGUGAGUCAUUUAGCCAGAGGAAACCCUAGUCGACGAACUACUAGGUCUUAUCCUCUGCACAUUUGUAUCUCGAUGAAAAGUGGAGUAGGUCGCAACUGUGACGAUAUCGUCGCAGUCUCGAGGCAGAUUUGUUCGCGUCCAGUGUCAAGGUCGCGCCAUUUUGCACAUUGA
This is a messenger RNA of Phytophthora infestans T30-4, 429 nucleotides long. RefSeq lists its product as uncharacterized. The record is from RefSeq and is a predicted model, not a curated record. NCBI's taxonomy places the organism in Eukaryota, Oomycota, Peronosporomycetes, Peronosporales, Peronosporaceae. The transcript is spliced from 2 exons. Bases 1 to 429 code for a protein of 142 amino acids.